Molecule: messenger RNA, 906 nt
Organism: Lycium ferocissimum
Lineage: Eukaryota; Viridiplantae; Streptophyta; Magnoliopsida; Solanales; Solanaceae
Product: probable 2-oxoglutarate-dependent dioxygenase AOP1
Exons: 5
Coding region: 1-906 (301 amino acids)
Molecular function (GO): dioxygenase activity
Source: RefSeq, a predicted model, not a curated record
AUGGAUAAGCUUCCAACCAUAGAUUUUGGAAAGCUAGAGUUGAAACCAGGGAGUGAAGAAUGGAUUUCAGUAAGAGAACAAGUGUACAGAGCAUUAGAAGAAUAUGGUCUUUUUGAGGCCAUACUUGAUGGUGUUCCAACCCAAAGCCUAUAUGAAAAAAUAAAACAUGUUUUCAGUUUCCCUUUGGCUACAAAAUUAGAAAAUUCUAAACUAUUUACUGGUUACAUUGGGGGUAACCCUGCAUUUCCACUUUGGGAGGGAAUGAUCUUUAACCAUAUCCUCAAUCCUUGUGUUAUUGAAAACUUUUCCAACCUCCUUUGGCCUUCUGGAGAGCCAGAAUUUUGUGAUUUGGUGCUAUCUAGCGCCAAGAGAUUAAGAGAAUUUGAUGAGAUGGUGAGAAGAAUGAUAUUUGAGAAAUUGGGCAUGGAGAAAUAUUGGGAUGAGCACACAAAAUCAAUAACCUGCUCAAUUAGUUUCUUCAAGUACAGAUUGCCUAAAAAGGAUGAGGAGACAAAGACCAUUCUAAGCCAACAUCAAGUAAGUGGGCUGCAAUUUAAGACCAAAAAUGAGCAAUGGCUUGAGGUUGAAUACUCAUCACCUAAUUCAUUCCUAUUCCUUGCUAAUGACUGUUUGAAAGCACUUCCAAAUGGUAGGUUGCACUCCCCAUAUCAUCAAGUGAUUAUGGGAAACAGAGAGGUAUAUACCAAAGAAGGAUAUAUCAUAAAAGUACCAGAGGAACUUGUUGAUGAAGAUCAUCCUUUGCUCGACAAGCCCUUUGAUGCUGUCAAAUAUCAUGAGUUUUGUGUCUUAGCUAAAAGUCAAGGUGUCGCUCUCACUCUUGAGAACCUUUGUGGUGUCAAAAAUUUUUGGGAGUCAUUGAUCGCCGUGCAGUCUAUCUUGAAGUAA